GAGUCGGUGGUCACCCUGACACGAUCGUCUUCACCGGCGCGAUGUUCCGGUGCUGCCUGGCCGUCGCCCUCCUCCUGGCGUGCCUCCUGAGCUUUCCCAGUAACAGCGCUUCCGCAUUUGGACCCCUGAACCAUGCCUGCUGUGUAAAGUACACUGUCAAGCCCUUGCCCUUCAAUUCGAUCAAGGGCUUUGUGGAGCAAAGCUCCCGAGAGAUCUGCCGCAUUGAUGCCAUCAUAUUCUACACCAUUCGUGAUAAGAAGGUGUGUGCCAGUGCUAAAGAUGAGUGGGUGAAGCAAUACCUCUUGCGUCUCAGCUCUAAAAUGAAGACACUGGUGGCCAACGCUCAUGCCAGAUCCACUAACGGCAGCACAAACAGUAACACAGAGCCUUAGCAUUCUACGUGUAUAUGGCUUUUGUGUUCCACUUUGCUUAUAUUUACACUCACAGCAUAUAUCACAGUAAUAUGCACUGUUGCAGUACAGUAAUAUGCAAAAUAGCAAUAUGCACCAAUAAAUAGUCACAAUUUGCUCCUAUAAACAUACAGUACUAUCGCAGAUAUAGUUUUUCUUGUGAUUUUCUUUUAACCUUAAGCUGAUUCAUUAUGCAUUAAUCAAAUUUGCAUUAAUUGUUAAAAUAAGUCUGAAAAAUAUGCUUGUCUUGCUUCCUUAUGUAACAAAAUAAAUCAAAAUAUUAAAUAGCAUUAUUUUGUUCUUG
Messenger RNA from Anguilla anguilla (European eel), 714 nucleotides. RefSeq names its product C-C motif chemokine 20-like (gene ccl20l). The transcript has 4 exons. Lineage: Eukaryota; Metazoa; Chordata; Actinopteri; Anguilliformes; Anguillidae. Gene Ontology annotation, cellular component: extracellular region. Gene Ontology annotation, molecular function: chemokine activity; CCR chemokine receptor binding. The record is from RefSeq and is a predicted model, not a curated record. Gene Ontology annotation, biological process: neutrophil chemotaxis; cellular response to interleukin-1; cellular response to type II interferon. Bases 42 to 392 code for a protein of 116 amino acids.